Molecule: messenger RNA, 3605 nt
Organism: Calypte anna (Anna's hummingbird)
Lineage: Eukaryota; Metazoa; Chordata; Aves; Apodiformes; Trochilidae
Gene: APPL2
Product: adaptor protein, phosphotyrosine interacting with PH domain and leucine zipper 2
Exons: 21
Coding region: 213-2186 (657 amino acids)
Biological process (GO): signaling
Cellular component (GO): endosome membrane; cytoplasm
Molecular function (GO): protein binding
Source: RefSeq, a predicted model, not a curated record
CCCCCCCGAGAGGAGGCAGCAGACCGCCGCGUUGCCUCGCUGUCCGCAGCCGCGGACACAUCCGGAGGGAGAGGGGGAGGGAGGAAGGGAGGGAAGAAGAGAAGGAGGGAGGGACACCGCCGAGCCCCGCCGCCGGGGCGUGCCAGCAGCGGGCGUCCGACGCCGCAGCCGCGUACCCAGGUCCCUGCGCCCAUCCCCGCCGCAGCGCCAAGAUGCCCGCCGUGGAUAAACUUCUCCUGGAAGAAGCUUUGCAGGACAGCCCGCAGACUCGGUCUUUGCUCAGUGUAUUUGAAGAAGAUGCAGGAACCCUUACUGAAUAUACAAACCAGUUGCUUCAGGCAAUGCAACGAGUCUAUGGUGCUCAGAAUGAAAUGUGUCUUGCUACACAGCAGCUUUCCAAGCAGCUCCUUGCAUAUGAGAAACAGCAUUUUGCUUUAGGUAAAGGAGAUGAAGAAGUGAUAUCCACCCUUCAUUACUUUUCAAAAGUUGUGGAUGAGCUCAAUAUUCUUCAUUCAGAACUGGCAAAACAGCUUGCAGAUACAAUGGUUCUCCCAAUAAUACAAUUUCGGGAAAAGGAUCUCACAGAAGUAAGCACCUUGAAGGACCUUUUUGGGCUUGCUAGCAAUGAACAUGACGUGUCCAUGGCAAAGUAUAGCAGGUUACCGAAAAGGAAAGAAAAUGAGAAGCAUAAGGCAGAGGUUGCAAAAGAAGUGGCAAAUGCAAGAAGAAAGCAGCACCUUUCAUCUCUGCAAUACUACUGUGCCCUGAAUGCUCUGCAGUACAGGAAGAGAGUGGCAAUGGUGGAACCUAUGCUAGGAUAUACACGAGGACAGAUCAACUUUUUUAAGAAAGGAGCAGAGAUGUUUUCCAGAAGAAUGGACAGCUUUUUGUCAUCUGUUUCAGACAUGGUUCAGAGUAUACAGGGAGAGCUGGAUGCUGAAGCUGAAAAAAUGAGGAUAUCCCAGCAGGACUUAAUUGCAGUUAACGAAUCUGUUUACACCCCAGAUGCUGAUGUAACUUCACCUGCUAUCAAUAGAAAUCUCAUCCAGAAGGCUGGAUACCUGAAUCUUAGAAAUAAAACAGGUCUGGUGACUACAACUUGGGAAAGGCUCUAUUUCUUCACUCAAGGUGGCAACCUGAUGUGUCAGCCAAGGGGUGCAGUGGCUGGAGGAUUGAUUCAGGACCUGGACAACUGCUCUGUUAUGGCUGUGGACUGUGAAGACAGAAGAUAUUGCUUUCAGAUCACCACUCCUACAGGCAAAGCGGGUAUAACCCUUCAAGCAGAAAGCAAGAAAGAAUACGAGGAGUGGAUAUGUGCCAUCAACAACAUCUCCAGACAGAUCUAUCUCACUGACAAUCCCGAGGCAGCUGCAAUCAAGUUAAAUCAGACAGCCCUACAGGCAGUAACUCCCAUUACCAGCUUUGGGAAGAAGCACGAAGUUCACCCUUCCAGUCAAAAUGCAAAGAAUAUGGAAAAUGAUAAAAUGAUUCCCAAUGAAUCAGCUGGCAUCCAUGACUCCACACAACUCAUUGCUCCUGGAACACCAAUUCAGUUUGAUAUUGUACUGCCUGCCACAGAAUUCCUGGACCAGAACAGAGGUGGCAGGCGUGCAAACCCUUUUGGAGAAACUGAAGACAGCAGCAAAGAGGAGGAGGAAGAUUCACUCUUGCAGCAGAUGUUUGUAGUUCGGUUUUUGGGCUCUAUGGCUGUUCAGUCUGAUGGCACCUGUGAGGUGAUUUAUGAAGCCAUGAGGCAAGUGCUGGCUGCUCGUGCCAUUCAUAACAUCUUCCGUAUGACUGAAUCCCAUCUCCUGGUCACCAGCAAGAACUUGAGGUUAAUAGACCCUCAAACCCAAGUUACACGGACAAGUUUUGAACUCGCUGCUGUGACACAGUUUGCUGCCCACCAGGAGAACAGGAGGCUGUUUGGCUUUGUGGUCCGCCUCAGUGAGGCUCUGGGAGAAGAAUCUAUAAGUGCCUACGUUUUUGAGAGCAACACAGAAGGGGAAAAGAUUUGCUAUGCCAUUAGCUUGGGAAAAGAAAUCAUUGAGGCAAAGAAGGACCCAGAGGUAUUAGCUCAGCUAAUGAAGUCCAUGCCAUUAACCAAUGAUGGGAAGUUCGUGCUGCUGAACGAUCAGUCAGAAGAGGAUGGAACUGUACACGAAGGGGAGGAAUCAGAAGCAUAGAAAAACUGCUGUCACUUCCUGCAGUCUGUGUAGGAGCAGGAAAAGCUGGGAGGUGUUUUGCAAGAAUCUCUGGUUUUCGGUCAUCCGCACACACCCCAGGCCAGCUUCUGCUUUCCUGCUAGAGCAAGAAGGUGGCAUCUUGGCAGGGGAGUUGCCUCUGGAUUUACAACGAAACAGCAUCAGGACUUGGCCAUGGAGGCUUUUUGCAUCUGUGAAUGUGUGGUGUGUUCCUGUGUCUGGGAAGCUGACAGUCCUGGGGAACCUUUCACUGUUAGCCCCUGGUCAGCCACAAGGGGUCCACGUCAGUCAGAUUCACACCUGAGCAGCCUACAGUCCCACUGCAGUCAGUGCAAGCUGUAAGCUGUCAGCUCCUUCAACAGGUGUCAGGCCUCUAAUUCCCUACCCUAGUAACUUUUCAUAGUUUGCAUGAUUUUGUGCAUCUGAAUGAAGGUUAAAAAUGCACUAUUUACUUUAAUUUCAGAUGAAGUUAUUUUUAGUCUAGCCUGAAGCGUAACAAGAUUUAUCUUUUGGGGUAGCCUAUUUACAGAACAAUUUGUUAAACACUAAAUUUUUCCUAUUAAUAUAAUCUAUUUUUAUAUUGCAUCUAGAAUAAGCUUACAAAACAGAUCUAAGUGCCUACUCUUACCUCCAGGGGGACCGCACUCACACAUUCUGUAAUUAAAUAAUGGAAAUAAUGUUCCUCCUUGAUUUACAAUCCCAAAUGCCACUGACAUGCAAACGCAUGGGAAGUUGUCAACAACCAUGGCACGUUAGUUGUGUGCAGUUUUUCUAUGGUUAGGUUUCUUGAAAGUUGCCAGAGAUUAAAACUGUAGGGUAAAUAAGUACUUUUAUAUUAAGAAUUCUUUGUAUUUUUAACAUUACAGUGAAAUACAACCACUGAAUCUACCAGCAGUCUUUCAUUUUAAUGAACAGAACAAUAAAAUGCUAGAUUAUAAGUCUUACAGUGUAUUGAGUAGUCUCACAGUACCUUCCUGAAAUUAGACACUAGCUACAUUUGGCUAAGUUUAGAUUUUUUUCCCUUCCAGUUUAACCUGAAAACCAUUAGAAACUGUAAUUUGCAAGAACAAAAAUAAACAAAAUAAACAGUAGUUACUGGGGUGAGAGGGGAGAAGGGAGAAGGAGGAAUAAUUUGUGACAUAGUCUGCAUUAAUCACAGUAAGGUAACUGGAACAAAUGGCUGAAAUUCCUCAAAUCUAAUUCAUCAAGUUCUUACUAGGAAACAGGAGUUUCUGCAAGCAGAAUCUGUGCUACAGCAUCUGAAAGAUCCCAGCUGGCAAGCACUUGGCAUGGAAUAAAUUCAGUUUAGCUGGCUGUUGAGUGUUUAAAAGAACCAUGGAAGAGAACUGUUAGUAAAUGAUACGAACACUUCUUCAUAAAUAAAAGCUGAAACUGUCUUAC